AUGCCUACCACACCACUCCCACUCCGAACACCAGAAAUGGGAGAAAAGAGAAGGCUUUUUUCUUCGAGUCUUUCUCGAAUUACCACUCAAUUUGAAAGUACAUUAUCACCAUCAGAUGCUCCGUUCACAAUGAAUACCACGGAUACAACUCGAGAAAUGUACAAGAAGAGUUUAUUGAACAGUAGCAUGAGUAAUGAUCACAGCCGGCCCGGAAACCUCAAUAUAAGUGGCUCACCAAAAAGAAAAUUCUCCAUAUCGUCGGAUAAAAACGACAAAUCAUCAUCUCCAAAACACACCCAUGCGCUCGGUAUUACUACUCAUACUUCUCCUUCACGACCUUUUCAAAAGACUCCCUUUGAGCGAUUCAUGUUACUGAAUGGAAAUGAGGACUCUUCAGGGUCGGACACUAGCUCUGUUGGAUCCAUUUCUUCACCGGUAACAACACCCAGAGCGUGUGCUUUUGAUUCCAUGAUGACUCCUUUGAGGAUAUGUACGAAAGAGAAUGCAAAAACCACUAUUUUUACACAGUUCAAUAAUGAAUGUAUUCAAAUCUCAAACAAAGGACCUUUAUUGAAAAUGAAGUUUGCUCAAUUCAAGGAUGAAAGUCACCAACAGAAUAUUGUUCUUUCCGAUGUAAAGAAAGAAAUUCCUUCGUUCUUGCAUGAUUCAUAUAAUUGUAUGGAUUUUUUGUGA
Messenger RNA from Naegleria lovaniensis, 693 nucleotides. RefSeq lists its product as uncharacterized. The transcript has a single exon. Bases 1 to 693 code for a protein of 230 amino acids. The record is from RefSeq and is a predicted model, not a curated record. NCBI's taxonomy places the organism in Eukaryota, Heterolobosea, Eutetramitea, Acrasida, Naegleriidae.